Porites evermanni is the source of this 3893-nucleotide messenger RNA. NCBI's taxonomy places the organism in Eukaryota, Metazoa, Cnidaria, Anthozoa, Scleractinia, Poritidae. The record is from the annotation of a GenBank genome assembly.
AUGAAGACCUUUCAAGGGGAGGAUCACAAGGAUUUUCUACAUAUCUUUCAUAGCGUGGAAAAGGAAUCUCUAAGCGAGGACAUGAAAGUUUUCUGGGAGGCGCAGGAAAAGGCGUUAUUGCAGACAAGUUCCAAAGGAUACAGAUGGCACCCUAAGUUACUUUUAUCUGUUUAAUUAAAAAAUUACUAGAUCGCAAGGAGUAACUUUUUUGGGGGGCGGGGGGGGGAGGUUGAAUGAAGACAAAAGAAAUAGCUGUCUUUUUGUGCCCGACUAACCACAAAACCAGACCCAUCCUACUGAUUAUUAAUUAUAACUUAUUAUAUCAGGUCUUACAUACAUGUAAGAUUAACCCAUUUAUGUUAUGAAGGGGCAGAACACCAAUGUUAACUAACUCUUUCAUUUUGAACAGAGUGAUAAGAUUGUGUUUGUCAAUAUGGAACCGAAGCCCUGAGGCCUACAAAGACUUAAGAGAUAGUGACAUGUUGUUGUUACCAUCAGGGAGGCUUUUGCGAAUGUACAAAAACUCCUGCACCCAAGAUGCUGGUUUUAAUGCAUCAGUAGGACAGUGGAUAGCCCAGGAAGCUGUUAAAAGAAAAAUCGGCCCUGAAGAGAGAGAAGGAGGAAUCAUCCUAGAUGAAAUGGCCAUACAGGUACGUGAAUCGUGAUACUCUUAUCUGGAAACCUUAAGAGAUACUACCCCAUUUAGAAUCAACUCUCAUCAACAUCAAUCAAGCUUGUGGGUGCAGCAUAUAUUAAUAUCCUAGCAAAAGGACUGUAUGCACCAAUAUUGCUUUUUUAUAGAGUGACCCCCCCUUCCCGAUUCCUCUGCAAUGUGGAGCUGAACAAGCAUAAUUAUAUUCUGACAUCAAAGCAUUAACAAAUAACAUUUUCAUUUAAUGAUGUCUUGUUUUCAAAAUUUAAUACAGGAGGACUUGCAGAUGAAGUUUGUUAAUGAACAAUAGAAACUUGUGGGUCUAGUGUGCUUGGGAGAAGAGCUUAACAGCAUGCAAAAAAUUGUGACAGGUAAAUGGGUCUAUUUAAAUAUAACACAAGUGAUUUUUUUUACAUUGGGUGUGUGCCUAGCUGGUCUAGCUAGUUACAGCUGUAAUAGGCACUCCACAUUAAUACUCUAAAAGAGAAUUAGGCAAAAAAGCAAUAAGAAAAUAUGGCGGGAGCAGUUGUUUUGUUAUAAGUAGUUGUGUCAAUUUGGUCUUGGGACAAGCAACAACCCAACUACAGUGGGUCUGGUGCACUGAGCAUUCAGCUACUCAGCAUUUAUAGAGCAACCUUUCAUAAUUAUUUCUUUGCAUGUAAGAAAAUAGUUUGUUUUUUAAUAUGCUGAGUGCCAGAUGAAGUUUCUUUUCUAUUCAAAACCAAUACAUCCUCGACACUUCUCCACAAGUUUCCUUUCUAGGGUUUUUUUCAUAUCAUAUUUGUUAACCUUUAAACUUUUAGGCUCUACAACUACAUUUUUUAUAGCCUGCAAGAAAGCUCUCCAUUUGGGGGAUUUUGUGAAAAGCAGAUGAGCGAGAUGCACACGAGAGGAGACGCGAAAGUGGGGAUUGGGGGAGCUCCUUUCCUUGGCGCCGCUGGCUAGCGUGUUCUCGCCUGGCUUGCUUCACUCACCCAAAUAGGAGAACUUGCUCACAGGCUACAUUUUUUACCCCCCCCCCCCCCAAAAAAAAAAAAAAAAAAAUUUUUUUUUUUUUGGAAAAAAAAAAAAAAAAAAAAUUUUACCCCUUGGCUAUAUUUUGUGGGGAAGAAAAAAAUUAGGGUGGACAACAGGUUUUUAAAAAUUUUUUUCCUGGGCAAAAAGGGCUUUCUUUUUCCUUUUGUGGUUUUUUAACCAAAGAAAGCAAGAUACCUUCCUUUUUUCACAACUUUAGGGGGAUGUGUGGAAAAGGAGCGGAGGGGGAUGCACACGGGAGGGGACGCGAAAGGGGGGAUUGGGGGGGCCCCUUUCCUUGGCGCCGCUGGCCAGCGGUUUCCCGCCUGGCUUGCUUCACCCCCCCAAAAAGGAGAACUUGCCCACAGGCCAAAUUUUUUACCCCCCCCCCCCAAAAACAAAAAAAAAAUACAUUUUUUUUUUUUGGAAAUUAAGCAGAAAUACAAAUUUUCACCCUUGGCAUUAAUUUUCGGGGAAGGAAACAAUUGAGGUUGCAACACGUGUUCUACAAUUUGUAUUCCUGGGCAACAAUGGCUUUCGCUUUCCAUUUGUGCAUUUUCCAACCAAAGAAGCCGAAUCAGCUUCCUUGUACACCAACUUUUGGAAGGCAGUAGGCUGGCUCAGAAUGUUCGGAUUUCAAACAAACUACGGUUGUUGUGAUGGCAGGGAAGCUAAUAGGAGCCUCAUCAAGAUGCACUUUAAAGGAAAGGACCCAGUGGACCCAGUGGUUCACUACCACUAACCCUUACACAAGAAAACCAAUGGUGUUUCUUCUUGAUCCUUCUGUAAGUAACAAGUACCUUUAAUUCUAGUUUUCCAUGGGGCUAUAACCUAACAACACCUCUCCUCAAGACAGACACUGAAUUAUAAUUGCCUGGGCUUAAGUUGUUAAAAGUGUAGUCUUUACUAGAAUGAUCGACGGUAAAUGACUAUGAUGAUAACUAUGUGUUUUCACUUCCUGAAUAACUGCGGUGAGGUAUUAAUCACCUCCGAGGUCUUUCUUACAACUGUAAAAACUCCCUUUUGCUUGUAAGAACACUAUUCUUUUUGCCAUUCAGAAAUCAAUGAUUAGUAACCAGUAGUGGAUCCAGAGGAAAAAUUUUUUUUGGAAACCAGGCCCUCCCUUUUCUCAGGGUCUGGGUGACCGGGCCCCUACCUUACCGCAAGGUCUGGAUCCAGCACUGGUAACGUUCCUGGGAAGAAAAAUUUUUAAAAGUGUUAUUGCACCUGUACAAAAGUUGUUGCUGUUACUAUCAAUAGGCUUCAGAAAAACUGCUUUUCAUAUUUUGACUACUAAUUAUUUAUUAUGCAAUAAUCUUAUGUCAUAGCAUAACAUGAAGAAACUUAGAAACAAUCUUGAAAAGAGCCGCUCGGGUGGAGUGCGACUGCUUUGCUUUGAUGACAAAACAAUCGAGUGGAGACACUUAUACCAAGCUUACAAAUGGGACCAGUCGAGCAAUUCCCUCAAGUCACAUGAGAGGUUAACUGAUGAGCACUUCAGUCUGGGCUAUGCUAGCCGUAUGAGAAACCAUCUGGCUGAGGAUGUCCUUUCAAAGAAGAUGCUGUACCUAUUGCAGGUAAAAUAGGAGAAAAUAAGUUAAUUUAUUAAUAAUUAUUAUUUUAUUUUGGCCCUGGAUCAUUGAUUAACUUGCUCCUUGUUUUGGUUUGUUUUACACAGGCAUAUAAAAGAUACAUGUCACAAAGACGAGGAAGUGAGCCUGAACACUUGGAUGGGACCAUCGCGUUCAUAAAUAUGACAAGUAAACUCAUAUACACAUUCGCAGAUAUAAGACCAAUCAGCAGUCUGGACGACCACCGCCUGGCUAUGAAUCAUGAAAUACUGGAGUACUUUCAGAAGUGGGAAAUGGAUGCACAGUCUCACCAGGAACUCAGCAAGGCAGACUGUGCUAGACGCCUCUUAUCACAAAAACUUAGAUUUGACAUUUCAUCUAUGAUAAUUGGUUUUCAAGAAGUUUGCAAAAUAGCUUUUAUACGCUUUCCUGGAUCGACCAUCUCUCCAUUUCGCACAAACAGUGACUUGGUUGAGAAUGUAUUCUGUCAAGAAACGGGGAACAACGGACAGAAUUCUAAUCCAACUUAUGCACAAUAUGGCCCAACCAUGAACAGCAUUUUACUUCGCCAAACAACCACCACAAGCUGCAGUAACACUGGUUCAGUUGAAAAUCUGACAUUCUUCAAAAGUGGAAACUUAAGGUCGAAUAAAACA